AUGACAGAGGGUAGAACAGAAGUGGAAGAUCUCAAGCGGAAUUUCGUCUUGGCACUUCGCAAAAACACAAAACGACCAAGUUCUUCGACUAUUUCGAUGAAUGUUAUCAACUUUUUGAGAAAAAUUAUUUUGGUGGAAAAAGUCAAGACGAUAGCGUGAGUUUUUAAUUAUACAUUUUUGAUAGUUCAAUAUUUUGCAAUUUUCAGUGAAUUAUUAGCAUCUUUACACAAUCAUGCGAAGUUUCUAUCAGCGGUUGAACCAACCGAAUUGAUAAUUAUCAAUAUUGUUUUAAUGACAUCCAAAUUAGCCCGAGAUGAAUUGAACAAGAAAAAUGGAAAUGGAAACAUUCGCGCUUAUGAUUCAUUAUUCACACUUUGCAAACCAUCCGAACCAACAGAUAUGAAAGACACGGAUAUGAAGAAAAUCAAGAAAGAUUUGAUUGAAAGUAUCAGAGAAUUGACAAUUGAAAUCGAUUCAUGUCGUGAAAGUAUUUCUGCUCAAUCAUCAGAUCUGAUUUUUAAUCAAGAUGUUGUUAUGGUUUAUCAAUUAGAAACAUCCAAAACAUUAUAUUCAUUUUUGGCAAAAACAAGAGAAGCCAAUAGAAAAUAUAGAGUAUUUAAUGUGAUUCCCGAAUCGAAAAACGAAGAAUUGAACGAUUUCACAUCUUCAAUACGUCUUCAUGAUGUCGCAUCAAAGAUUUGCGAAACAACCAAAGUAUUUCUAACUUGUAUUGCCGUUUUUCCCGAUGGUUCUUGUCUUGUUCCAGCUGGCGGACAAAGUAUUGCAUUAAUGGCAAAAAGGCAUUCAGUUCCUGUUUAUGUUUUGGCUCCGUUCUAUAAAAUUACUCCAUUUUUCAUACCGGAUCCAAAUGCUUUGAAUAUUUCUCAAAGAACUAAUAUGCCUUUUGAAUUUUCGGCCAAAUCGGCGGGUAAGCUUUUUUGAAAUAAAAAAGUCACGUAUAAAUUCAUUUUAAUUUUUAUUACGUUAUCAUGUUUUUUCCUCAGGAAACGUCGAAAUACUUCAACCGGCUUUCGAUCUUCUCGAUUCACAAUACAUUUUCCAAUUCGUUUCCAAUUCUUCCUGUAUUAUCCCAGCACACAUCAAUCGUCUCAAAGAAGAUUAUUAUCAUCCAGAAGAUAUUGCAUUAUAUUGA
Caenorhabditis angaria is the source of this 1153-nucleotide messenger RNA. NCBI's taxonomy places the organism in Eukaryota, Metazoa, Nematoda, Chromadorea, Rhabditida, Rhabditidae. The record is from the annotation of a GenBank genome assembly.